ACCUAGAAAGAACCAUCAAAGCUGACAUUAGCUGACGCAUAGCCUUUUGUUGGAAAAUAAUUACAUUAUAUGCUUGUACAAUUAAUUUUUAACAAUUAUAAUAAUUAAUGUUCCCAAAAAGAUUCCAUUUAUUUAUUUAAUCUGAAGUUCAUUUCAUUUUAAUCCUAUACUGUUAUUACAGCUUCUCUGAUACAUUGAUGUUUGAGCGUAUUGUUAUUUACAAAAUGUUGCUGUGUUGUUUAUCUGCACCUGGAAUUACACGAUUUUGAUGAAGGAUAUUGACAUUAGCAGUGUCAUGAAAUUUAGGAUGUUAAUUAGUUGCAAUAAUCACCCGUAAAAUAUUUUAUUCGACUCAAAAAUGACUGAUAAUAUAGGUUUUAGUUUUGGGAGAGACCCUGUGAUAAUUUCAUCGACGCCUAGACGGAGUCUUUGGAGGUCAUGGAAGCAGCUUUCAAGGUUCCAGAGGAAUCUGAUGAGUAUGGUGACAGCUAUAGGGAUAGUGACGAUCAUUUACUAUUGGUCGGUGUUGAAGCUUGGUGUUGAGCCUCUGGUCGAAAUCGAGAAGAAUGGUCUGGCAAGUGAGCCGGCACCAGUCUUGUCCAACGAGGAGCAUCAUCCUCAAGCUGAUGCGCAGAUUGCACAGCCUGAUCAUCCCCAGGAUAAUGAGAACAACGCAGUGAUGGAAGACUGGGUGGGGCAGGUUGCACCCCCUGAGGACCCCCCCAACCGAGGGGUGGAGUUCCCCCCGCCCUCCACCGAUCGCCAGAAAGCGGUGGUUGAUGCGUUCAUGCAUGCAUGGAACGGAUAUCGCAAGUUCGCCUGGGGUCACGAUCAUCUCAAGCCGGUGUCGGGCUCUUUCAAGGACUGGUUCCAUCUCGGCCUCUCCAUUACUGAUUCUCUUGACACCAUCUACAUCAUGGGCUUGAAAGAAGAAUUUGAAGAAGCAAAAGGCUGGGUUCGAGAUAGCCUCAAGUUCAACACCUACCACGAAGUCAACCUAUUUGAAGUUACCAUACGCGUUCUUGGUGGACUCUUGAGUGCUUACCAUCUGUCUGGCGAUCGAAUGUUUUUAGAAAAGGCUACCGACCUGGGUGAGCGACUCUUGCCUUGUUUCACGAAAUCACCGUCUGGCAUUCCCUACUCGGACAUCAACCUGGCCUCACAGUCGGCCCAUUCCCCCAAAUGGAGUCCUGACAGUAGUACCUCUGAGGUCACCACCCUCCAACUCGAGUUCAGAGAUCUCAGUCGAUCCACGCACGAAUCAAAGUUCGAGGAUGCAGCUUUCAAAGUGUCGGAAAGUGUGCACAAUCUUCCGAAGACCGAUGGACUGGUUCCGAUCUUCAUCAAUCCGAACACCGGCCAGUUUCACUCCUACACAGACAUCAAGCUGGGAGCCCGCGGUGACAGCUAUUACGAGUACCUGUUGAAACAGUGGAUACAAACUGGCAAAACUAUCGACUUUUUGAAGGAUGACUAUUUGGAAGCGGUUGAAGGAAUCAAGAAGUGGCUGGUGAGGCGCACGCCCAAGAGCGAUCUUGUGUUCAUUGGUGAGCUGAAAGGCGGGACUCACGAUUUCGUUCCGAAAAUGGACCAUCUGGUUUGCUACCUCCCCGGAACGCUGGCUCUAGGCUAUCACAACGGUCUACCUGAAGAUCACCUGAAGUUGGCGCUUGACCUGAUGGAGACCUGUUACCAGACCUAUGCUCAGAGACCUACUUUCCUCGCUCCUGAAAGAUCAUCUUUCAGCAUUCAGAGUAGAAGAAUCGUAAUAGACUUGGACGAUAUUUAUGUGAAUAGUAAAGAUGCUCACAAUUUGCUCAGACCAGAAUUUAUUGAAAGUCUUUGGUAUUUGUAUCAGAUAACUGGCAACACUACAUAUCAAGACUGGGGAUGGAAUAUUUUCAAGGCGUUCGAGAAGUACUCGAAAGUUGCGCAUGGUUUCACUUCAAUUGGUAACGUGAACAAUGUUACAGACACUAAACCCAGAGACAUAAUGGAGACAUUCUUCCUCAGUGAGACCAUCAAAUAUCUUUACUUGCUUUUCAGUAAUGACAGAAAGUUGCUAGAUAUUGAUAGAUACGUGAUAAAUUCUGAAGGGCAUCCAUUGCCUAUACGCGAGUCAUGACCGCCGCCGGUAUGAAUUAAUUUCAAUUGUAGGUCUAAUUUCAGUGUCAUAGUAUGUAGGCUACAUUAUGUUACAGAAUCUGCAGCCAUCUUAUGUAAUUAUUGCAAGUUCAUCUAAUUUGAUUCAAAUUCAUGUGAUUUAUUUUAUGUUCAUGUAUUUUCUGAAUUUUCAAAAAUGUUCUAGAAUUUUAAAAAUCAUUGUUAAUAAGUUGAUUUCAUCUGUAGAUGUGUCGAAAGUGGUUCCAAUUUUUCAAAGUAAAUAAAGGUUUAUUUAUUCACACACAAAAUAGUGUGUGAAUUCAGUUAUCAUUUACAUAGCCUCUAGACUGUGUAUUCCAAAUUAAGUGUUAUCAAUACUUAAUAAUAUAAGUACGGUAUAAGUGAAUGUUGUCUUAUUAGGAGAUUCGUAUCGUGUCAAUUCAAGAUGAAGUUCCAAAACUAUAAUAUUUUUCCAUAUGUCACUGUGUAUUCCAAAUUAAGGUUUGAAGCAGUUUUGGGCGAAUGCCUGUUGUUUUUACCUGCAUUGUAGGCCUAUCUAUUGUCUAUGAAUAAAUGAAAUUUAGAGUGAAUUUUGUGAAAUGUUUGUUGGUCAUAUUAUCAAUAGUGACCAACAAACAUUUCACAAAAUUCACUCUAAAUUUCAUUUAUUCAUAGACAAUAGAUACAAUGCAGGUAAAAACAACAGGUAUUAGCCCAAAACUGCUUUAAACCUUAAUUUGGAAUACACAGUGACAUAUGGAAAAAUAUUAUAGCUUUGGAACUUCAUCUUGAAUUGGCACGAUACGAGUCUCCUAAUAAGAUAACAUUCACUCUCCCAAGUUCACAGUAAAUAAUUUUUGCAAUUACCUAUAUUUUACAAUGAUUUUUAAAAUUCACAAAUCACAACUUUAUGGCAUGUAACUACUUAUUCAGAACAUUGAUUGUCAGUUUUUAAUUACCUAUUGAUUUUUUAAUUGCAGUUGAAAUAGACAGCAGAGAUCACAGUUUAAUAUUUCUAUAUCUAGUACAUUUGAGGUGUGUAAAUGUUUAUAGUUGAGUUUUUCACAUUUUAAUUGCUAACUUUGUCACCUAUAAAUUUGGAAGAAAAAUAGCACAAGGACUACCUUUCUAUUUCAUCUACCAAUUUUAUUACGCUACAUUAGUGUAAUUUGCAUUUUAAAUAAAUACAUAAAAUAAGUACUGAAUGUUUGGAGUUUUUGGAGUGCUAUUUGAUUCUUAUGAGUUGCGUUAAAUGCAGUACAUUGUGCUAGAUUACAGUCACUAUCAAAUGAUAGUCGCAUUUGGAUUAGCAUACUAUUUUAAUUAUUAGGCUAUGUAACAAUUAGCAUAUGAGUAAAUAGAUUAUGGUGAUAUCCCAUUUCUGCUAAACUGGCAUCCUCGCCUUAAAUUAAUUGUUUGCAAUUAUUUGUAGUGUGUACCAUCAUCUGUUUGGUUUGUUGAAUAUGUAAUAUUAUGUUAGUUGUGUCAUAAUUAUUAUUAAAAUUUAUGUUUAAUUGUGA
Nilaparvata lugens (brown planthopper) is the source of this 3623-nucleotide messenger RNA. RefSeq names its product endoplasmic reticulum mannosyl-oligosaccharide 1,2-alpha-mannosidase (gene alpha-Man-Ib). Gene Ontology annotation, molecular function: calcium ion binding; mannosyl-oligosaccharide 1,2-alpha-mannosidase activity. Gene Ontology annotation, biological process: carbohydrate metabolic process; N-glycan processing. The record is from RefSeq and is a predicted model, not a curated record. Lineage: Eukaryota; Metazoa; Arthropoda; Insecta; Hemiptera; Delphacidae. Gene Ontology annotation, cellular component: endoplasmic reticulum; membrane. The coding region runs from base 359 to 2125 and encodes 588 amino acids. The transcript has 11 exons.